UCUUCUCAGGGCUGAGUGGCGAGUCACGACGCGAUUCAUUUGAAGCUCGAGCUAUCCUCUCUCUCUCUCUCUGUCGCGCGCGUUUGAUCGAUCCUUCCUCUUUGUAGAUAUAACAUUUUAGAGUUCGGCUUUUGAUGGUAUGUAGCUAGCUGGUUUCAUACUGUAUAGAGCUUUAAACACUACUUGCAAAAAAAUGGCUUCAAGAGCGCUUCUCCGAAGAAGGAAGUACAUCGUCCAGUCUCUAAGUGAACAGUUUAACACGAUCCAAUGUCUUUCAAGCGUUGAGCGUCAAGGAUAUGAGAGCAUUAGGGGUCUUGAUUCUGUAAAAACUGAUUCCAAAUUGCUCUCUUUUCUCAAGAAUAAAGAGUCGUUCACUUCCAAUUUGGAUGGGUUUCAUACAAGUCGAUUGCUUCAGUCUCCUAAUUUUAGUAACGGAGGAGUUGGAAAGUUAGAGUUUUCUUACCCGUUGGGGUAUAGAUCGGUUCAACAGUCUUUGUGGUCUUCUGUGGCGACGGCCAACAAGCCUGAUGAUGAUAAAAAGGGAGAGAAGAUUACUUCACAGAGCAAAGAAGCCUCUCCGGAGGAGUGUGAUGAAGCAGUGGAGGGGCUGAGUUUGGCUAAAGCUAAAGCUAAAGCGAAGAAAUUGGAAGAAUCGCAAAAAUCUGAUGUAUCUGUUAUGCAACGUGUGAGGGCGUUUCUUCUUGGAAUAGGUCCUGCUUUGAGAGCUAUUGCAUCCAUGAGCAGGGAGGACUGGGCCAUCAAGCUUCGCCACUGGAAAGAUGAAUUUAAAUCUACGCUGCAACACUACUGGCUGGGGACGAAGUUGCUCUGGGCUGAUGUCAGGAUUAGUGUUAGGCUGCUUGUUAAACUUGCUAAUGGGAAAGGUCUCUCUAGGAGGGAACGACAGCAACUCACUCGAACCACUGCCGACAUUUUUAGAUUAGUCCCGGUUGCAGUUUUCAUUAUUGUCCCGUUCAUGGAGUUCUUGCUACCGGUAGCUCUGAAGCUGUUUCCAAACAUGCUCCCGUCGACUUUCCAGGACAAGAUGAAAGAAGAGGAGGCACUAAAAAGAAGGCUGAAUGCAAGGAUGGAGUAUGCAAAGUUUCUCCAAGAUACUGUGAAAGAAAUGGCAAAGGAAGUCCAAACCUCGCGCAGUGGAGAGAUAAAAAAGACAGCAGAAGAUCUAGAUGGAUUCAUGAACAAGGUCAGAAGAGGAGUUGGUGUUUCAAAUGAUGAAAUUUUGGGUUUUGCUAAACUAUUCAAUGAUGAGCUUACAUUGGAUAACAUUAACAGGCCUCGAUUGGUAAAUAUGUGCAAAUACAUGGGUAUUAGCCCAUUCGGAACGGAUGCAUACUUGCGUUAUAUGCUUCGGAAAAGAUUACAGGAGAUUAAAAAGGAUGAUAAGUUGAUCAAAGCUGAGGGUGUGGAGUCUCUUUCAGAAGCUGAACUUCGCCAAGCUUGCAGAUACAGAGGAAUGCUUCAAUUAGGUUCAGUUGAAGAAAUGAGACAGCAGUUAAUUGACUGGCUGGAUUUGUCCCUUAACCAUUCAGUUCCAUCGUCCCUCUUAAUUCUCUCUAGAUCUUUCUCGAUGUCUGGGAAACUCAAGCCGGAAGAGGCUGUUCAAGCUACUCUCUCUUCUCUGCCAGACGAGGUUCUGGACACAGUUGGGGUCACAGCUCUGUCAUCAGAAGAUUCUGUAUCAGAAAGGAAGAGGAAGUUAGAAUACUUAGAAAUGCAAGAAGAAUUAAUCAAGGAGGAAGAGGAUGAAGAAGAGGAGGAAAUGGCAAAGAUGAAAGAAUCUGCUUCAAGCCAAAAAGAUGUAGCGUUGGAUGAGAUGCUGGCUUCUACAGCUAAAGAUGCAAAUGAACAAGCGAUAGCGAAAACUCUUGAGAAACAUGAGCAGCUAUGUGAGCUCAGCCGUGCAUUGGCAGUUUUAGCUUCCGCAUCUUCUGUUAGCAUGGAGCGUGAAGAGUUCCUCAAACUAGUUAAAAAGGAGGUAGAUCUAUACAACAGCAUGGUAGAGAAAGGUGGCACAGACGAUGAGGAAGAAGCUAGGAAAGCUUACUUAGCUGCUCGAGAAGAUAGUGACCGAAGUGCUCAGAAAGCAAUCGCUGAUAAAACUUCUUCUGCACUGUUAGAUAGGGUUGAGUCCAUGCUCCAGAAACUUGAAAAGGAAAUAGAUGACGUCGAUAACAAGAUUGGAAACCGCUGGAGACUCCUGGACAGAGAUUAUGAUGGAAAGGUAAGUCCAGAUGAAGUUGCAUCGGCUGCCAAGUACCUAAAGGACACAUUGGGCAAAGAGGGAAUUCAAGAGCUUAUUCAGAAUCUUUCUAAGGAUAAAGAUGGCAAAAUUCUGGUGGAAGAUUUGGUGAAGUUAGCGAGCGAGAUUGAAGAUGCUGAAGAAGCAGCUGAGGAGGCGGCGAAUGAGCCAACCAAGCCUUGAGAUUGUUUGUUCUUUUGUGUGUUAUCUCACUUUCACGAUUCAUAUUUCUGUUUACUGGAAAGUAAAAUUCACAUAGUAUGACUAAAAAUCUAUC
Molecule: messenger RNA, 2537 nt
Organism: Brassica oleracea var. oleracea
Lineage: Eukaryota; Viridiplantae; Streptophyta; Magnoliopsida; Brassicales; Brassicaceae
Product: LETM1 and EF-hand domain-containing protein 1, mitochondrial
Exons: 15
Coding region: 194-2443 (749 amino acids)
Biological process (GO): intracellular monoatomic cation homeostasis
Cellular component (GO): mitochondrial inner membrane
Molecular function (GO): ribosome binding; calcium ion binding
Source: RefSeq, a predicted model, not a curated record